UUCCGAUCCAUGUCCGUGCUGCCUUCCCUUCCCUUUCACAUCUGGCCGGGAGGAACUUUCCGGCCUGGGGCGCAGAGUAGAUGAAGAAGAUGAUGACGAGGGCCGGGACUUGAUUCGCUGACCCCGAUCGACAGUCGCUUCCGUUGGGAUGGCGAACGGACUGAUAGCGAAAUCAGUCGACCGCUUACGCUUGAUAUUGUUGAUAGGAGGGGUUUGGGAGGUUGAGAAUGGAUCGAGAAGUCGACUCCGGGAUGGGGAUCGAGACUUGCUUCGCCGUGUCGAGGGCUCAGCUGCUGAGUGCAUGCGUGGAGUCGGAGUGGCGGGGGCAGAGGUUUUUCGGCUCGCCGUGCUUCGGUUAGGGAUCGCUGCGUUACGUUCCAAACGGCUCAUGGAUUCGACAGAAAGAGGGAAGAGGUGCAGACGAAUUGAUGUAGGGGGUGGGUGGCAGAAGACGUAGAGAGCAAGCUGGUCCACGCGUUAGAGGAGGAAAGCAGUGGGCCCUGCUCUCUUCAUAAGCCGAGGGGCGUCGUGGCUUGAAACACGGUCGGGCCAAAGAGGUGGCCCUGGGACGACAGGUAAAGGGAGAGCGAGAACAAUGUGGUGCUGAGCUUUCUCAGGAAUGUGACUGUAGCGGCGAUCAAAGCACCAGCGGCAAAUCGGCGAUCACACAGCACAAAGACACGUCUUAUUAAU
Molecule: messenger RNA, 693 nt
Organism: Mycena citricolor
Lineage: Eukaryota; Fungi; Basidiomycota; Agaricomycetes; Agaricales; Mycenaceae
Source: the annotation of a GenBank genome assembly